Pistacia vera is the source of this 1074-nucleotide messenger RNA. Its product is annotated as probable pectinesterase 67. The record is from RefSeq and is a predicted model, not a curated record. Lineage: Eukaryota; Viridiplantae; Streptophyta; Magnoliopsida; Sapindales; Anacardiaceae. The transcript is spliced from 5 exons. Bases 1 to 1074 code for a protein of 357 amino acids. Gene Ontology annotation, molecular function: pectinesterase activity. Gene Ontology annotation, biological process: cell wall modification.
AUGCCUUCCUCCCCUAGACCUCCUUCAACAUUCCAUAGAGUGAUUCAUAUUGCCUUUGCAGCAAUUCUCGUCAUUGUCACUUGUUUUUCGGGUCAUGUCUAUAGCAUAGACGAUGCCGAAGCCCCAGGUCCGCCAACAGUCUUAGAUUCUCCGCUGCUGACAAGCAAAAUUCAAACCAACCGCACAAUUAAGGUUGACAUCAAUGGCGAUGGCGAUUUCACCUCUGUCCAGGAAGCCAUUGAUGCUGUUCCUCCAGGCAAUGGCGAGUGGAUCAUUAUCCAUGUAAGGAAAGGGGUUUACAGAGAAAAGGUGCACAUACCAGAAGACAAGCCUUACAUAUUCCUGAGAGGGAACGGGAAAGGAAAGACAGCCAUUGUCUGGUCCCAAAGCUCUGCUGACAAUAGGGCCUCUGCCACAUUUUCUGUCGAAGCUCCCCACUUCGUUGCUUUUGGUAUUAGCUUUAAGAAUGAGGCUCCUACUGGGGUUGCUUUUACCUCACAGAACCAGUCAGUGGCAGCAUUUGUGGGUGCAGACAUGAAUGCUUUCUAUCAUUGUGCAUUUUACAGUACUCACAACACUCUCUUUGAUUACAAAGGCAGGCAUUACUAUGACGACUGCUACAUCCAGGGCUCAAUUGAUUUCAUAUUUGGCCGUGGCAGGUCCAUGUUCCAUAACUGCGAGAUUUUUGUAAUUGCAGAUAAGAGAGUUAAGAUUCUCGGAUCAAUCGUAGCUCAAAAUAGGGAAUCAGCAGAAGAUAAUGCUGGGUUUGUGUUUGUUAAAGGGAAGGUGUAUGGUAUUGGUGAUGUAUAUUUGGGAAGAGCCAAAGGUUCCUUUUCCAGGGUCUUAUUUGCCAAGACCUACUUGUCUAAGACCAUAACACCCCAUGGUUGGACCAAUUGGAGCUAUGCUGGCAGUACAGAUAAUCUAUUCCAGGCGGAGUACAAAUGUCAUGGACCUGGAGCUGAUACAUUUAACCGUGUUCCUUGGUCGAAACAGCUAACUGAACAGGAAGCAGAGCACAUGAUGUCAGUCGAUUUUGUAGAUGGAAAGAAUUGGCUUCCAGCAUGGCUUUGA